Molecule: messenger RNA, 873 nt
Organism: Anopheles marshallii
Lineage: Eukaryota; Metazoa; Arthropoda; Insecta; Diptera; Culicidae
Product: hatching enzyme 1.2-like
Exons: 3
Coding region: 1-873 (290 amino acids)
Biological process (GO): proteolysis
Molecular function (GO): metalloendopeptidase activity; zinc ion binding
Source: RefSeq, a predicted model, not a curated record
AUGGGCGGCGGCGUGACGGGUUGGCUGCACCGGGUGGCACUGGUGGCGGUGGUUCUGGGUGCGUUUGCCGAUGGUCGGGUGAUCGGUAGCGGUCGAAGAUUUCGCGACUACGAUUUUGACUUUUCGCACCUGGGCGAAGCGUUGUACGGGAGCCAUGAUACGGCGGCGAUCGGCGAGCUGGUGCGCGCGUGGUCCCGUGCGCACAACGGGACCACCGUCAACCCGGAGGAGCUGGGAACGUACGCCGAGGGGGACAUCCAUCAGCCGCUGAUCGAACGGAACGCGCUCAAGUUCACCAGCAGCAAGUGGAAGAAGGGUAUAGUGCCAUACGAGUUCAGUGACGAGUUUUCAAUCGGUGAUCUGGCCAAGCUGUUUUCGGCGAUCGAGCAGUUCCAUCAGAAAACCUGCAUCCGGUUCGUGCCGCGCACCAAGGAACGCGACUACGUAGUAAUCGAGGGCCGCAGCUCCGGGUGCUGGUCCGCGGUAGGCCGGAUGGGUGGCCGCCAGGUACUGAACCUCCAGCGCAGCGGGUGCCUUCAGAUGGAGGGCACGAUCGUGCAUGAGCUGAUGCACGUGCUGGGCUUCCUGCACGAGCACACGCGCCACGAUCGGGACCGGUACGUGAACAUCUUCUUCCGAAAUGUGCGCCCGAACCUCGUCAGCAACUUUGGCCGCGAGAGCGAAUCGCAGACCACGACGCUCGGCAUGCCGUACGAUUAUGGCAGCGUUAUGCACUACUCCAGAACGGCGUUCAGCAAAAACGGCAAACCGACGUUGGAACCGAAGAUUAAGUACAGCGGGCAGCUUGGACAGCGCGUCGGCUUUUCGGUGAAGGAUGUACAGAAAAUCAAUAAGCUCUACUGUCAUCGGUGA